Molecule: messenger RNA, 1699 nt
Organism: Lotus japonicus
Lineage: Eukaryota; Viridiplantae; Streptophyta; Magnoliopsida; Fabales; Fabaceae
Product: CBL-interacting serine/threonine-protein kinase 4-like
Exons: 1
Coding region: 71-1363 (430 amino acids)
Biological process (GO): protein phosphorylation; signal transduction
Molecular function (GO): protein kinase activity; ATP binding
Source: RefSeq, a predicted model, not a curated record
UACUCUCAUAUUCCAUUCUGUCCAGUGAGUUUGCUUUUCGGUUAUUCUUCACACUAACCAAAGCAAAACCAUGGAACCACCAAUGCGACAACCACCUCCGCCGCGUUCCUCCGCCGCUACGACCAUCCUCGGCAAAUACCAGGUCAUCCGCCUCCUCGGCCGCGGAAGCUUCGCGAAGGUCUACCAAGCCCGCUCCCUCAUCGACGGCACCAUCGUCGCCGUCAAAAUCAUCGACAAAUCGAAGACCGUUGACGCCGCCAUGGAACCUCGUAUAGUCCGUGAGAUCGACGCCAUGCGCCGCCUCCACCACCACCCCAACAUCCUCCGCAUCCACGAGGUCAUGGCGACGAAAACCAAGAUCCACCUCGUCGUUGAGUUCGCCGCUGGCGGCGAACUCUUCUCCGCCAUCUCCCGCCGUGGGAAGCUCCCGGAGAAUACAGCUCGCCGCUACUUCCAGCAGCUGGUCUCCGCUCUCCGAUUCUGCCACCGUAACGGCGUCGCCCACCGCGACCUCAAGCCGCAGAAUCUCCUCCUCGACGCCGCUGGUAACCUCAAGGUCUCCGACUUCGGACUCUCCGCCUUGCCGGAGCAUCUCCAGAACGGGCUCCUACACACCGCUUGCGGUACUCCGGCGUACACCGCGCCGGAGAUUCUCCGUCUCAGCGGCGGAUACGAUGGCUCCAAGGCCGAUGCAUGGUCCUGCGGCCUCGUCCUCUUCGUCCUCCUCGCCGGGUACCUUCCCUUCGACGAUUCCAACAUCGCGGCGAUGUACAGGAAGAUUUCCCGGCGAGACUACCAGUUCCCGGAGUGGAUCACGAAGCCGGCCCGGUUCGUGAUCCGCCGGUUGCUCGACCCGAACCCGGAGACCCGUAUGAGCGUGGAGGAUCUGUAUGGGAACUCAUGGUUCAAGAAAUCGCUGAAGGUGGAAGCUGAAUCAGAGACAGAGAGUAGCACCCUCAAUUUGGAUUCUGGGUAUGGAAAUAGAGUGAGAGGUUUGGGGGUGAACGCGUUUGAUUUGAUAUCAAUGUCUUCAGGGUUGGAUUUGAGUGGGUUGUUUCAGGAUGAGGGAAAGAGGAAGGAGAAGAGGUUCACUUCUGGUGCAAAGUUGGAGGUGGUGGAGGAGAAGGUGAAGGAGAUUGGAGGGGUUUUGGGGUUUAAGGUUGAGGUUGGGAAGGAUAGUACUGCAAUUGGGUUGGUGAAAGGGAAGGUGGCUUUGGUAGUUCAGGUGUUUGAGAUUUUGCCUGAUGAGCUUCUUCUGGUGGCUGUUAAGGUGGUGGAAGGUGGGUUGGAGUUUGAGGAGAAUCAUUGGGGUGAUUGGAAAUUGGGGUUGCAAGAUCUUGUGCUCUCUUGGUAUAAUGAAUGAUCCUGGACAUGGAAUGAUGUACAGUGUGACUCAACAUCAAGAGUGCUAGCUGUUUUGACUUAGAUAAUCAUCCUUGAAUAUGAAUUGACCCUCAUGGUAGUAGUACAGAGAGAGUGUUGUUUAUGUUGUUCUUUUUGUUCUUCUUAAGCUAAAGGUGGUUGAUUUCCUGCAUCUGCAUGUGGAGUGCAGUGUACUAAGAGUAAGAAGGACCAAUUUCCUAAGGUAGAUGAUGACAAAAAAAUACAUGUAUGAUAUUGAUGCUUGAUCUUUUGUUAGAGAUACUUCUUGAUUUUGAGGUGAUAUUGGUUAUAUUGCAGGAGUAUUGACUUAUGCUGA